AGAAGUAUAGGAUCCUCCCAAGAGAUGAAGCUGGUCUGUGUUGACCCGUAUAGGGUCAUUGUUCCAAGUAACUGCUUGGAAGGUCGGGGGAGCAGGGAAAUAUGCCCAGUAUUUUUCUGAUGUAGAAGAGGUAGCACUUGCCUGGCAAGACAGUAAAGCAAGCAUAGCAAUAAAAACCCUUUCAGGAGAGGCUGAAGAUCCCUGUAGAGAAGCUAUUCCCUGUGCUUGACAACACAGCGACUUCAUUUGCCCCCAUGUGGGUAUGGAGACUUGUUGCCGUUUGUUCUUCCAGGAUCUCUGCUGCCGGUUGUUUCAGAGUCUGCUGGACCUUCCAGGUGGGCGGCGGAGGCAGGGGCAGAGAAGUGUCCUUCUUCUUUUGUGGUCGAAGCAAUGGGGGAACCGGAUGUCUGGGGGACUGCGACAUGGCGAAUCAGUCUGUCCAGGACCCAAAUUGGCGACUCAGCACCCUGGGGAAAAAUACAAGCAUACCCUUGGCCGCUGGUUAUAUAGGUGCACUUUGUGUAUCUACUUGGGGAGUUUUUUGCAUCCAGUAGGGAGCAGAGUCUGCCUGGGAGGCCGAGUGCUGAGGCCAACUGCGGGGAGGGGCCAGCCAGUGACUGGCUCCUGCAUCCAUCCCAGGAAGCCCAGGGUACCAGGGGAUGGCAGCUUUGCAUCUGUGUGCCCUGCCUCAGGCUGAAGUGACCUUCGAGGACGUGGCCGUGCUUCUUUCGCAGGAGGAGUGGGGCCUUCUGGGCCCUUCUCAGAAGGGCCUCUACAGGGAAGUGAUGCUGGAGACUUACAGGAACCUGCUAUCGCUAGGAGCUGGACUUGCAGAUCCCAAGCCGGAGGUGAUUGUACAGUUGGAGCGAGGGGAUGAGCUGUGGGUGCUGGACAUGCAUGGGGCAGAGCAACCAAGCGUGGAUGGCUCAGCUCAUGGGACCAGGACUGAGAACCAGGAGGUGACUUCAGGUGAAAUGCUGUUUGGGAGAGAACUGGACGCACUCAGGGGGAGUGUUCUCCAGGGACCUUGGCCAGGAGAAGCCCGUGAGCGUGUCGGGGAGCCAGAGAGGCGCCUGGACAGGCCUGGGGAGCAGAGAGGCCCCAGGCUAGUCACACUGGCCAAUGAGGAAUGUGGCCUGGAGUCUGGAGGAAACCUCAGGUCGGGGUCAAGGCCUAUCCCUGAUCAAAGACCUCACAAAUGUGAUAUAUGUGAGCAGAGUUUUGAACAGAGAUCAUACCUUAAUAACCAUAAACGUGUACACAGGUGCAAAAAAACAAAUAUAGUUCACGUUUCAGGGGAAAUUUUCCCUGUGAAUUUAGUUGUUAAAGAAGAUCAGAAAAUUCCUGUUGGGAAAAGAUUGCAUUAUUGUGGUUGUUGUGGGAAGGCCUUCAGGUACAGUGCUAACCUUAUCAAGCACCAGCGACUACACAGUGAAGAGAAGCCCUACAAGUGUGAAGAGUGCGGGAAGGCCUUCCACCAGAGCUGUGAGCUCAUCAGUCACCGGAGGAUGCACUCUGGGGAGAUCCCCUACCGUUGCAAUGAGUGCGGGAAGACAUUCAACCAGAGGCCCAACCUCAUGAAGCAUCAGAGGAUCCACACUGGGGAGAAGCCCUACAAGUGUGGCGAGUGCGGGAAGCACUUCAGUGCCUAUUCCUCCCUCAUUUACCACCAGAGGAUCCACACAGGGGAGAAGCCCUACAAGUGCAGUGACUGCGGGAAGGCCUUCAGCGAUGGCUCAAUCCUCAUCAGGCACCGUCGGACCCAUACUGGAGAGAAGCCAUAUGAGUGCAAAGAGUGUGGCAAAGGCUUUACCCAGAGCUCCAAUCUGAUCCAGCAUCAAAGAAUUCACACUGGGGAAAAACCCUAUAAAUGUAAUGAAUGUGAGAAAGCCUUCAUCCAAAAAACCAAACUUGUUGAACAUCAGAGAAGCCACACUGGAGAGAAGCCCUAUGAGUGUAAUGACUGUGGCAAAGUCUUCAGCCAGAGCACCCACCUCAUCCAGCACCAGAGGAUCCACACAGGAGAGAAGCCCUAUAAGUGCAGUGAUUGUGGGAAGGCUUUCCACAACAGUUCCAGACUCAUUCACCAUCAGAGGUCACACCACGGAGAGAAGCCAUAUAAGUGUGCUGAUUGUAAGAAGGCCUUCAGCCAGGGCACGUACCUCCUGCAGCACCGGAGGAUCCACACUGGGGAGAAGCCUUACACGUGUGGCGAGUGUGGCAAGGCCUUCCGGCACAGCUCCAACAUGUCCCAGCACCAGAGGAUUCACCUCCGGGAGGACUUCUCCCUGUGACUGUCUGUGACGUGCUUCCCCCGUGUGACCGCCGUCUCUUUACUUACUGUUCACAUGGUGUCACAGGUGAACAGGCACUUCUAAUUUUAAAAAGCCUCUUUUCUUAAAAGCAGUGCAUGUUCAUUUUAGAGAAGUUGAGUGGAAAAAGGUAAGCAAAAGGGAGAAGCCCUGUGGCCUACCCUUAGAAAGAGAACUCACCACUAUUGCGAUCAGUGUAGGUUGUGUCCACUCAAACAACAUCCACAAGAGAAGUACUGUGGAACUUGUGAGUGCAGCUCUUGUUUCCUCAGUCCUGGAAAACUCACACUGGAGAGUUCUACGUGUUUAUGUGGUUUUACACCUUGUAAAUUUAAAAACAGCAUGUUGUUCAUACUUUCCUAUGUCACUUAAUAGAGUUGAUACUGCCUUUUUUUUUU
Cervus elaphus (red deer) is the source of this 2710-nucleotide messenger RNA. RefSeq names its product zinc finger protein 34 (gene ZNF34). NCBI's taxonomy places the organism in Eukaryota, Metazoa, Chordata, Mammalia, Artiodactyla, Cervidae. The coding region runs from base 660 to 2294 and encodes 544 amino acids. Gene Ontology annotation, biological process: negative regulation of transcription by RNA polymerase II. The record is from RefSeq and is a predicted model, not a curated record. The transcript has 6 exons. Gene Ontology annotation, molecular function: DNA-binding transcription repressor activity, RNA polymerase II-specific.